Molecule: messenger RNA, 1450 nt
Organism: Eleginops maclovinus (Patagonian blennie)
Lineage: Eukaryota; Metazoa; Chordata; Actinopteri; Perciformes; Eleginopidae
Exons: 9
Coding region: 56-1450 (464 amino acids)
Source: RefSeq, a predicted model, not a curated record
GCUAACAGAAGAAGAGGGAAAAGAAGAGAGCUUUCAGACGGCACAAACUUGGUACAUGGAUUCGUUAUCGGUUAUGGAUUUACUUGACGAAGAAGCGAUUGCGACACUAAAAGCUGCAAUGGUUGGAGAAGACUUGCUGCUGUCACUCUCACGAGAUGACAUCAAGGAUCUGUUUCCUGGUCCUGAAAACUUUCUGCGACGCAGGGCUAUAUGGCUUGUAGUCAAUAAAGAUGAUAAGGUGGAGACUGCUGAACUACCACAGCCAUCAACAACUGGGGGCAGUGGCCUGUCUCGAGAAGAGCCCAAAACUUCCAAAUUUGUCACUAUAUCUAGACCAGAAUACAUUGUCUUCACAGACAGUGAACUUGAGCAGGUGCGACACUUCCACUUCGACCAGAAACGGCUGGGGUCAGCAAAUGUUUUUGAUUUAUCGAAGGAGCUCUUCUGCCGGCUAAUUAGAAACACCAUGACCAACAUGAUAUCUAUCGCAAGAGCCACAGAUGAUGCCAGGUACCCCACCAGACCUGAAGUAGAUGCCAUGGCGAAGAGACUGGUGGAGUACUACCCAAUGCUAAAACACUGGGAGCAUGUUGCCAAAAAAUUAAUGAAAAGACUUUCAAAUGUGAGAAGCCCAAUGAAGCCAAAGGCACCUCUUUCGAAGAAACCACGUGAAGAGUUUGACACAAUUAGCGACCAUGAUGCCGAUUCCAGCGCAUCAACUGCCAUUCUGGAUGAGUCCCCAGUCAGAGCCAGCACCCCAGUGCAACUCCUGGAUAGCGAUGAAGCAUCUGCAGCUUGUUUGGAUAGCCAGAAAACACAAGCCAGGCAUUACAAAACACUCCAAGAACUGUACCGGUCUAAGAAGCCCAACAAAGCUUCAGUCAUCCAUUUACUUAACCUGGAGUUUGAGUCACGGAGGCGCUUCAUCGCCGAUGCUUUGAGGGAGCAAGACAGGCCAAUGAAGAUUUUGGAGGCUUAUCCAUGUUUUAGAGAAGUGGAUCAUGUCCUUGACGAGUUGCAGAGGAUCAUUCAGCCAUCCAAUGCCUCUUACAUCUCAGAGAUGAAGGAACGAUGGGGCAACUUCUGUUCGAAGGUCUCGUUUUACGGGGUCAUGAAAAAAGCAAUGAAACCGCCAAAGACCUUGGAUGGAGUUGAACAUGCCACAGCCGUUUUCAGAGCCCUGCCGUUGCUCUUCCCUUCAAGCUUCAUUCCACCAAAGAAGUUGGGUGCAAGCAGCGAGGCUCUUUUUCAUGUCCUCACGGCUUCAGAAGACCCUCAAUCUUUUCUGCGCCAGCGGCCCUUGUCUUCUCCUGUUCUGCUCCUCGCUGAAGACACCUGCAUGAUUGCUGUAGGAAACAUGCCAGUGACCACCUUUGACAGUAGCAAGUUUUAUGAGGGCCUGCUCUACCUUUUGGGGUACUAUUACGCUCUGCACCUCACAGUGCUAUGA